Messenger RNA from Neolamprologus brichardi, 2015 nucleotides. It is a transcript of the gene sc5d, whose product is annotated as sterol-C5-desaturase. Gene Ontology annotation, biological process: lipid biosynthetic process. Gene Ontology annotation, molecular function: iron ion binding; oxidoreductase activity. NCBI's taxonomy places the organism in Eukaryota, Metazoa, Chordata, Actinopteri, Cichliformes, Cichlidae. The record is from RefSeq and is a predicted model, not a curated record.
CGACUUUAGUUGAGUGAGCCUCCCUCCGUCGUUGUUCCGGGAUACCUGCAACCGAGAAAAGAUUCAGCCAUGGAUCUUGUGCUGAAUGUCGCUGACUACUACUUCCUAACGCCGUACGUGUACCCAGCGUCGUGGCCUGAAGACGGAGCCCUGCGGCAGAUUAUCAGCCUGCUGGUGGUGACGAACCUCGGAGCUGCAGUCCUGUACCUGGGCCUGGGAGCCAUCAGCUACUACUUCAUCUUCGACCACAAUCUGAUGAAACACCCACACUUCUUGGAGAAUCAGGUAUGGCGAGAAAUCAAAUAUGCGAUGACCUCUCUGCCCGUGAUCAGCAUUCCCACUGUGGCUUUGUUUUUCACUGAAGUCAGAGGAUACAGCAAACUCUACGAUCAUGUCGCCGAUUCGCCCCUCGGUUGGCCCGGCCUUUUCCUGAGCAUGAUUUCAUUCCUGUUCUUUACUGACAUGUGCAUCUACUGGAUUCACCGCUUCUUACACCAUAAGCUUAUUUACAAGCUGUUUCACAAACCACACCACAUCUGGAAGAUCCCCACUCCCUUUGCCAGUCACGCUUUUCAUCCAGUGGACGGCUUCAUGCAAGGACUGCCCUACCACAUCUACCCGUUCCUCUUCCCCCUCCACAAGGUGCUCUACUUGGCUCUUUACUUUUUAGUUAACAUCUGGACCAUCUCCAUCCACGACGGCGACUAUCGUGUACCCGGAGCUCUGACGAGCGUCAUCAACGGCUCAGCUCACCACACUGACCACCACCUCUUCUUCGACUACAACUACGGUCAAUAUUUCACUCUGUGGGACCGCCUGGGAGGCUCCUACAGGCACCCGUCGGCUCUGAUGGGGAAAGGUCCCCAUGAUCUGAUCAGGAAACUUCAAGCAGAGGGAAAGUUGGGAAAUGACGAAGCGAAGCCUAACGGGCAAGUGAAUGGACGGGCUCAGAGGGGAGUUACCUGUAAGGAGGAGUAACAGUACACAGGUUAUGAAUAAUUUCAGAAAGUGAUCUCUAUUUUUGUAAAGACAAUUUGUUAAAGCCCUGCGUAUUGGAGAGUAAUUGGAGUUCAUGUAUGUGCCAAAUAAGCCUCUGUAAGAAUUGAGUUCUUGUGGAGCAAUGAGUGAAUGUGAAACGGCUGCCCCUGGUUGGACUGCACACACAUACCAAUCACAAACUAUCGACUAACAUCCAGAGAUGGGGUGUUGUUUUGUAGUGUAACUGAUUUUUGCAAACCGCUGAACCGCGCAGCAAAGACACUUGAGGAUCAUCAGAAAGCUGGAGCUACUGGAGCUGCUUCAGUCACAAACCAGACCUGAGGCUGGUUUCACAGGGCUCUACUAUAGCCAGAGGUUUUUAUUUGACAUGUUAUAAAUCAGAGUAACCCAAAAGUUGAAACACUGGCUAAUCAGCCAUGCCUACUUUACACUUCCAGCUUUUUAUUAUUUUUUUUAAGAGUCAUAAGAAACGUAACAGAAGAGCAGCAGAAGCCUCAUUAACUUUAAUUUUUCAGAAGUCGUGUCUUCUGUUGCAAUUUAAUUAAAAUAUUGAGAAGAUAGCAAUUAUAACUAACAGUUAGAAAUUACGUUGCCAACAGAAGUGUCAAAAAAAUUCUGAAACAUUUAAAAAUCUUAGAAAAUGUGUUUUAUAGAUAUACUGGGCAGUUUCCUCUCAGUAGGGAAUAAAGUUUGUGGGAUAAAUAUUGGUGACACAUGUGGUUAAUUUAUUCUUAAGCCCUCACAUGGAUCAUACCUUAAACAACCUGCAUUUAUACAUCCAUCCCCCUCAAAGCACUGAUGUGGUGUGAUGCAUACAACUCUAUAUUCUUGGUUCUUUCUUUUCGAGCUCUGCAGGAUUUUUUUUCGUGUGCACUGAUUCUAGUUAUAAAGACAAGAGAAUAGUUGAACGUGAUCAUUUAAUACAUGUUUUGCAUUUUAAUACUAUAGUUGUAGUAUGCAACAUGUAACUGCAAUAAAUGUAUGCACCGAUUUUUUUUUUUUUUUUUUUUUUUUUA